GUGGCGGGCAAAGCAACUGCGGAGCUCUUCGCACCAUCUUCUCUCCCGCUCUACGCGGGGGGCGCUGCUACUGCUUUUUUUCGUUUCGCGUGCCCCGUUGGCGCUGACGGAACACACUCGGGAUGGUGUGUCGGUGUGUGCUGAUGUCGAUAAAAGUUUUCAUUCCACGGAGAGACAUAAUACUGCCCCCUGGUAAGCCCCCGUCGCAGACGAACAGUGUUUAACAGUGAAGCGGGUUGCGAAGAGCUUCAGCAGCAGCGCAGCAGCAGCUCCGGCUCCGGCAGCACCAGCAGCAGCAUCACCAGCAAGUAAGCAGGCAGCAGCAAGCGGUGCAAUUGAAAUAAUUUUGCAGAACCUGUAGCCGCGCGACCAAGUGUGCAAGUGCAAUUUUAUAUUUCCCAAAAAUCCCAACCACGCGCGUGAGUUCCUCUCACUACUACCACACAACACAACAAAAAAUAGUAAUGCCCAGUGAAAGAGUGCGUGUGUGAGAUUGCAAAGUAAAAAAAUGCGUGUGUAGUGAAUUAAAAGCGAAUUUUUAUUCGAGUGCAUAGUAUUUCCAUUUUCCACCCUCUCGCGGUACGAGUUUUCCGAGCGACGGCGCCGCGCGCGUUUGUGUGUGUGUGUGUGUGGGAAGGAAGUGUGUCGGUCGAAGUAAAAGUGCAUCUCCCGCGUGUUGUGUGUGCAUCAUCGGUUUUUCGGUCACAUAAUUUUUGGCUGGUUUUGCUUUUCCUUGCUCCGUGAGAAAACGCGACCGCGCGCGUGUGUAUGUGGGUGAAGUUUUUUUUUUCUCUCUGAUUGUGGAUGCGUGCGAAUGUGUUUGCAGUGAGAGGGAGGUGGAAGUAAGUGAAGUAGAAGCAGUAGAAGAAGUGUGGUGCAGUGUGGGGGAGCAUAGCUCCGAAGAAAGUCAUCCCGCUAAACCAGCUUAAGGAAAGGAAAGCCGGUUGGAGAAGAACGGUGGGAGGAAGCCGCGCUUCUGUUGAAUCUUUUCCACCGCGAAAAUCGUCGAAGUAGGAGGAAAGACCGGCAAAAACGUUUGUUGUUGUUAUAGUAGAAGCGAAAGGCGUCAUAAACAAUAACACAACCCGGUUCUCUGUUUGAUAUAAUCAUCCCCAUCUGAUCUGCAAAGUCUACCACAGCAGUGUGCACCAAUGAAAACACUCAAAGUGUCUCGGGUCCACUGGGAAACAGCCAUUUUAAGUAAAACAUCAAAUAUCCUAAUUGCCAGCAGUCAACGGCGGCGGCGGCACACACGGUCGUAGAUUCGAUCGAUGUGAUUUAUUAGUUUUAUUCGCUUAUUUUAUAUCCCAGAUGAUCUCCCUCGACGGUUACAGUGAAAAAUCCCACCGGCGGCAGUGAAUGUGCAUUGUUUGCCAGUGUUAACUAACCGAACCCGUGAUAUAGACAUCGUGUGUUAGUCCUAAAAGAAGGAGUGGAGUGCAUACCCAGUGUAUCCUUAUUCUCUCCCCACCUUCCCCCCCAAACCCCCGUUUUGUGUGGGAAAGUAAACCAUCGAGCGAGGCUACGGUUGGCCUCGCAGGGCAACGUUCUUCCCCAGUUUUAAUUGUACGGGUAGGACCGGCGGCGCCGGGCCUCUCGCUUUUUCCGGGUAGGCUACCCGUGACCUUUUUCCGUUUGGCGCGGCAGUUCCGACACCAGCGGGUGUUGGAACUUAAAAGGCGCCAUCAUUCCUUCCACAAUAGGGUCGUCACACCUCACCAACCUGUCUGGCCCUGCUGCUACACAUAGUAGCAGGGGCAGCACAGGCCAUCUUCCUCCUCCCCCGGGGUCGCACCUUCAGGUAAGCUUGCCCGAGCAACACGCUGUGUGUGUGUGUGUGUGUUUUUUUUUGCAUUACACUUGCUAACUCCCACUUCCAACCAUUUCUCCAGCAACUCCAUGGGUCUGGAGUCCUUACGGAUCAUACAAAAUUACAGUAUUUGGGCAACAUGCAGGUGCAUCCCGCACACAGCGGUAGCGGAGGACAUCAUCCGCCACCGCCGCCCACCCAGGGACCGCCUCAGUCCGCCCAUCCGCCACCACCGCAACCGAUACCGAUCGUGAAGCCGGAGUUUAAGGUGCCGCCGAUACCGGCCCACCUGAUGGAUGUGCGCGGACCGGAUGGGUCGCUGGUCAAGAUCAACAUGCCGGAGCAUCACGAUCCGAGCAAACCGCCGAACAACGUCGAAAUGCUGAAGGUGAACAUCGAGGAUCUCAGCCAGUUUCUGUCGUACCAUGAGGUGUUCGGCAAGCUGCCCUCCGACAUGCUGACGGGCCCGUCCGCCAGCUUAGUGCCAUCGUCCUCUACCAACACCGCUACGACCAGUGCGCAUAGCAAUGGUAAAUUAAAUCACAUCCGUCAGCAUACGGGCGAAUCUCCGUUCAAGUGUAGCUACUGUGCGAAAAGCUUCACCCGUAAGGAACACCUGACUAACCACGUUCGCCAGCAUACCGGUGAAUCGCCUUACCGAUGUCCGUACUGCGGUAAAACGUUCACCCGAAAGGAACAUCUUACGAACCAUGUCAGAUUGCACACAGGCGAAACACCCUACCAGUGCACAUACUGCGGGAAGAAGUUUACGAGAAAAGAACACCUUACCAAUCAUGUCAGAUUGCAUACCGGUGAAACGCCAUUUCAGUGCACUUACUGUGAGAAGAAAUUCACUCGCAAAGAGCAUUUGACUAAUCACACAAGGUUGCACACCGGCGAGACUCCUUUUCAAUGUUCUUAUUGUCAGAAAAAGUUCACUAGGAAAGAACAUUUAACGAACCACGUCAGGUUGCACACCGGCGAGACACCUUUUCAGUGUUCUUAUUGCCAGAAGAAGUUCACUCGCAAAGAACAUUUAACGUACCACGUCAGGUUGCACACCGGCGAGACUCCUUUUCAAUGUUCUUACUGUCAGAAAAAGUUCACUAGGAAAGAACACUUAACGAACCACGUCAGGUUGCACACCGGCGAAACUCCUUAUCAGUGUACCUACUGCGACAAGAAAUUCACUCGCAAAGAGCAUUUAACCAACCAUGUCAGAAUACACACUGGAGAGACUCCCUAUCGGUGCACGUAUUGUGAGAAGAAAUUUACCCGAAAAGAACGUUUAACGUAUCACAUAAGAUGGCACACGGGAGAGACUCCGUACCAUUGCACGUACUGCGAGAAAAAGUUCGCCCGCAAAGAGCACCUUACUAAUCACGUCAGAUUGCACACAGGAGAGACCCCUUAUCAAUGCACAUAUUGUGAAAAGAAAUUCAGUAGAAGAGAGCGUUUAACGAUUCACACAAGAAUCCAUACCGGAGAGACUCCGUACGCAUGCACAUAUUGUGAUAAAAAAUUUAGCCGCAAAGAACGAUUAACGUAUCACAUAAGAUUACAUACCGGAGAAACUCCCUAUCAGUGCACGUAUUGUGAGAAGAAAUUCACUCGCAAAGAACACCUUACAAAUCACGUCAGAUUACACACCGGAGAAACUCCCUAUCCGUGUACGUACUGUGAAAAGAAGUUCACACGUAAAGAGCAUCUUACCAAUCACGUCAGAUUGCACACCGGAGAGACCCCUUAUCAGUGCACCUAUUGUGACAAGAAAUUCACUCGCAAAGAGCAUUUGACUAAUCAUACAAGAUUGCACACCGGAGAAACUCCUUAUCAUUGCACCUAUUGCGAGAAGAAAUUUAUGCGCAAAGAACAUUUAAAGAACCAUAUCAGAUUGCAUACCGGAGAAACUCCGUACCAAUGUACGUACUGCCAGAAGAAAUUCACGCGAAAAGAGCAUUUAACAAACCACACCAGAUUGCAUACGGGCGAAACACCUUACCAGUGUUCUUACUGUCAGAAGAAGUUCACCCGCAAAGAACAUCUCACGAAUCACGUCAGGCUGCACACCGGCGAGACUCCCUACACGUGUACCUACUGUCAGAAGAAGUUUACGCGUAAAGAGCAUUUGACGAAUCACGUCAGAUUGCACACUGGCGAGACUCCCUUCCAGUGCACGUAUUGCCAGAAGAAAUUUACGCGAAAAGAACAUUUGACCAACCAUACCAGAUUACACACCGGUGAGACUCCGUAUCAUUGCACCUAUUGCGAGAAGAAGUUCAUGCGAAAAGAACACCUUACGAAUCAUAUCAGAUUGCACACCGGAGAAACUCCCUAUCAGUGCACGUAUUGCGGGAAGAAAUUCACCCGAAAAGAGCAUUUAACAAAUCAUGUCAGAUUGCAUACCGGAGAGUCUCCCUAUCGGUGUUCGUACUGUAACAAGUCAUUCACCAGAAAAGAGCACCUCAAGAAUCACGUCAGAUUGCACACGGGUGAUUCACCGCACAAAUGUGAGUACUGCAACAAAACGUUCACGCGGAAGGAGCAUCUCAACAAUCACAUGCGCCAGCACAGCGGAGACAAUCCACACUGCUGCAAUGUGUGCAACAAAACCUUCACCCGGAAGGAGCAUUUGAUCAACCACAUGAGCCGUUCGCACACGGGCGAGCGACCGUUCCAGUGUGACGAGUGUGGCAAAUCGUUCCCGCUGAAGGGCAACCUGCUGUUCCACCAGCGCAGCCACACCAAGGGCCAGCCGAUGGAUCGGCCGUUCCGGUGCGACAUGUGCCCGAAGGAUUUCAUCUGCAAGGGCCACCUGGUGUCGCACCAGCGGUCGCACACGGGCGAGAAGAACCAUCACUGCCCGCAGUGCAGCAAAUCGUACGUCGAGCGGGGCAACAUGCUGCGGCACAUGAAGAAAACGCACCCGGACGCGGUCAUACCGGUGCUGCCCAAGUUGCCACACAUCAAGGUGGAACCGAAGUCUACCGUAUCUCAGCCCGCGUCCGUGGUGACGUCGCCGGCUCAGGCCACGUCAACAAUAACGUCGAUUAUCUCCAACAAUACUCACCCAUCGCAGCAUCACCAUCACAUUCAACCGAAAAUGGAACAGAAAUCUCAGAUACAUCAUCUUCCGCUUCCUCAUCAGCAUCCAGCUCACCAGCUGCACCACCACAUCUCGGCGGGCCCCCCGCCCCCACCGCCCUCGAUGCAUCUGCCACCAUCAAAUCCGCAGUUGGCAGCGCUCGCCCUCCAUCAUCAGGUCCAGCAGCAGCAUCAGCAGCAGCAGCAACAACAGCAGCAGCAACAGCAGCCGCAAUCUUCGCCUUCAACGGUACGAACCCAGCCAUCCCCUCGUACAUCACAUCAGCCGCCGCCGCAUCCACAGCAGCAGCAACCGCAGCAGCAGCCGCCGCCGGAAAGCCACCAGCAACAGGGACCGGGCCCAGCUGGACCCCUUCCACCUCAGCACCAUACGGUCCCGGUUACUAUUAUAACCCAUGCUGGAAGCAUUAAUCCCGGCAACAUGCCGGUGGUGGAUGCGGUCGGUGGCGGUGGCGGCGGUGGCCCACCGAACGGUCGGGUCGGUGCAAUCCAGAUGCAUCAUCUGGCGGCGGCCCAGCAGCAGCAGGCGGCCGAAGAGCAUUCGGUGGUUUAUUGAAAUAACGGCAUCGGUGGCGGUAGUGCUGCUGCUGCUACUACUACUACUACUACUCCUCCUGCUGUGCUGGGGAGCACCAGAGGAGGUGGAGGUGGAGGUAGUAGAGGAGGAGCUACUGGAACUGGUGGUGGAGGUGGCAAUAACAAACCACCGCCGCCACCAUCCGUAUCGGCGGCUCGCAUCGGUAGCAUAGAGCUGAUAGUACCGACGAUUGCCGCCAGAGCGGGUGGCGGUCACGUCACGCUACUCCAAACACCAAAUGUCGCCACCGAACCGCAGCAGCCACAGCAACAGUAUCAGCACUCGAUCGCUCUAAUGCCUUUGCUGCAGCAACAGCAACAUCUAGCGCAACAAGCAUCGACGCUGCAAACGCCGUCACAGCAGCAGCAGCAGCAGCAGCUAUUCAAGUCAGAACACAACAAAACACUAACCCAGCUGUAGUAGUAGUAGUCGUAGGAACUAGUAAUAGCCGGUGGUAGCCGAUCGUGCUACAAAAGUAGACGAGAAAGGCAAAACUGCAGCUUGUUUUCUUUUAUUAUAUUCAUUUGUAACUGCGAGCUACUAGCAGUAGAGGUACGUUUUCAUUUUUCUACAUAGGAAUACAUUUUGUUAUAGUGUCUCAACGGCGCUACCUUAAUAAAACAAAGGUAAAACAUACACAUAAAGGCGGAGACUGUCGAGAGUAAUGGGAUAAUGAGUAAAGAAUGCAUUAUUUACGACCGUUUGGGUCGUAUACAGCAGCAUCCUCUCGGGACGACACUCUCGGCUGAUCUGAAGGCACGCAAAACCAGUGAAUAGUAGAGUAAACAUUUUUAAACGGUUUGCAGAGGAAGUGUCGAUGUGCGUGUGUAUGAACGAUUUAUGAAACCGUGCUACCAUUAAACAAAACUGUGUGGGUAUCAUUGCAAAACGAUGAACACAAACUGUUUUUUUUAAUUAUUUUUUUUUAAAGAAAUUUCCUUAAAAAUGGAACAUCGGCGGCUGCACACAGGAAAAGAUGAGAGAGAAAAUACAAACAAAAAAAAAAACAAAAUAGAAGUACAGAUAUAUGCAAUUAGUAGUUUUUAAAAGUAGCGAAGAAGAAGUGCAAAAGAAGAAGGUGUGUAAUGCUAAGUUUAAUGAUGAUGAACACAAAUAAGCGUAGCAUGAUGAUAUAACGCAGAAGGGGUGCAACACAAAACACUCACACAUGUGCAACCUAAAGUAGAGAAACAAUACCAGUAAUAAUUGCAUGAAUGCAAGCAACGGUAGAGCGCCGGCACCACUGUCUGUGUGGAAAGUUGAGUAAAAAAUGAAAAAAGAAAACAUUACAGAAGAAAUGAAGAAACAAAAAAAGGCAUGUAGAAGUGCAUAAACAUACACUGCAACAUGUGUAAAAUUAUACGUGAAUGUGAGUGUGUGCGUGUGUGUGUUAAAUAAGUUUAGUGAGAACGAGCCUGUACAAUAGCAUCAUAGCAAGGGGAAGAAAAGGAAGUGAAAAAGCGAAAACAGAUACGAACAAAAAAGUCUUGUAGUGUUUAAGGGGAGAGAGAGAGAGAGGAGGAAAGCAAGAGUAGUAGUAUAUGGAUAGAAACAACACAACAAAAUAUGUUCGACAUAGAAAGGUAAACAAGAAAGAAGAGAAGAAGGUGAGAGAAAAAAAAAGGAAAGUAGUGUAAACCCGUAGUGAGUUAAGUACUAAAAUUAUAUACACAUAUAAAUCUAUAUACCAAGCGCGCUAUAUCUUUAUAUAUAUACAAACACACACACACACACACAUACAAAAAGGCAG
Messenger RNA from Anopheles stephensi (Asian malaria mosquito), 7242 nucleotides. Its product is annotated as zinc finger protein 271. Bases 1950 to 5471 code for a protein of 1173 amino acids. The record is from RefSeq and is a predicted model, not a curated record. Gene Ontology annotation, cellular component: nucleus; transcription regulator complex; PcG protein complex. Gene Ontology annotation, biological process: regulation of transcription by RNA polymerase II; central nervous system development. Gene Ontology annotation, molecular function: RNA polymerase II cis-regulatory region sequence-specific DNA binding; DNA-binding transcription factor activity, RNA polymerase II-specific. The transcript has 31 exons. NCBI's taxonomy places the organism in Eukaryota, Metazoa, Arthropoda, Insecta, Diptera, Culicidae.